AUGGACCUCGUUCUCGAAUUAUUUGACGAAUAUUUGCUAGACAGAGCUUGGGCAUCUAUAGUCCCUAUUCACGCAUUCCAGCAUACCAUCGCCAACGGGACCUCCACCGUUCCUCUACUCACUUUGACUUCUAAAUGGACUCAGCUUGUGUCCCACCUUCCUCAUCCACCACUCACAAUCGACAACUCACUCUAUGAUUCGUUGUCAUCUUCGACAUCUAGUUUCGUCGUACCAAGGUCGGCUUGGCCUAGAGCAUAUUUCCCUCGCCAAAUAAUAUCCCUCACACUCAUCACUCUCGUCGGAAUUUAUGCGCUAUACUUUUUGUUCGCCUCCCUCUCAUAUUAUUUCAUCUUCAAUCACGAUAUGAUGCGCCAUCCUCGUUUCUUGAAGAAUCAAGUAAAGCUCGAAAUACAGACGUCUCUCAAAGCAUUUCCUGUAAUGACUCUCCUUACUCUUCCCUUCUUCCAAGCGGAAGUUAUGGGAGUGAGUAAACUUUACGAUCGCGUCGACUCGUACGGCUGGACAUAUUUCAUCCUCAGCAUUCCUAUGUUCUUGCUUUUCACUGAUUUUUGCAUCUACUGGAUUCAUCGCUGGCUACAUAUCCCUAUCAUAUACAAAACUCUUCACAAACCCCAUCACAAGUGGAUCAUACCCACCCCGUUUGCUUCUCAUGCUUUCCAUCCAAUAGACGGGUGGGCUCAGUCUGUCCCGUACCACGCGUUCAUCUUCCUCUUCCCGAUGCACCGAGUCCUUUACCUUGUUCUCUUCGUUGCGGUCAAUUUUUGGAGUAUCUUUAUACAUGACUCGGAUAUGAUUACCGGUCAUCCACUCGAGAAAAUUAUCAAUGGUCCUGCCCACCAUACACUACACCACAUAUACUUUACCGUAAAUUACGGCCAGUAUUUCACUUGGGCAGAUCGUGCUGGAAACUCCUACCGCCACCCUGACAGCUCCUUAGACCCUCUAUUGGAAGUGAAGAUAAACGAACACAAGGAACGAGAGGCAGAGGCCAGGAAGACCAAGUAG
Molecule: messenger RNA, 1026 nt
Organism: Marasmius oreades (fairy-ring Marasmius)
Lineage: Eukaryota; Fungi; Basidiomycota; Agaricomycetes; Agaricales; Marasmiaceae
Exons: 4
Coding region: 1-1026 (341 amino acids)
Biological process (GO): lipid biosynthetic process
Molecular function (GO): iron ion binding; oxidoreductase activity
Source: RefSeq, a predicted model, not a curated record